Coregonus clupeaformis (lake whitefish) is the source of this 954-nucleotide messenger RNA. RefSeq names its product neuromedin-U receptor 1-like. Bases 1 to 954 code for a protein of 317 amino acids. Gene Ontology annotation, cellular component: plasma membrane. Gene Ontology annotation, biological process: G protein-coupled receptor signaling pathway. The record is from RefSeq and is a predicted model, not a curated record. Gene Ontology annotation, molecular function: neuromedin U receptor activity. Lineage: Eukaryota; Metazoa; Chordata; Actinopteri; Salmoniformes; Salmonidae. The transcript has a single exon.
AUGACAUCCAGGUACAACUGCUCCUUCGCUGACAGCUGGGACUGCCCACAGGAGGGGAUGUGUGGCAACCUGACCUCUGACCUGAACGGCAGCGCAGGGCUGGUAGAUGCAUGCCUGACCCAGGAGGAGUACCUAGAGAAGUACCUGGGCCCUCUGCGCUCCUCCGUCUUCCUCCCAGUCUGCCUCACCUACCUGAUCAUCUUCCUUGUGGGCGCGCUUGGCAACUUGCUAACCUGCAUCGUCAUUGCUCGCAAUAAGGUGAUGCGCGUGCCCACCAACUACUACCUGUUCAGCCUUGCCGUGUCUGACCUGCUGGUGCUGCUGCUGGGCAUGCCUCUGGAGCUCUACGAGAUGUGGCAGAACUACCCCUUCCUCCUGGGCAAGAGCGGCUGCUACUUUAAGGUUUUCCUAUUCGAGACGGUCUGCUUCGCCUCCAUCCUCAAUGUGACGGCGCUCAGCGUGGAACGCUACAUCGCUGUGGUGCACCCCCUGCGCGCCAAGUACCUGGUGACACACACACACGCCAAACGGGUCAUUAUGACCGUGUGGGGGAUCUCGAUGCUAUGUGCCGUGCCCAACACCAGCCUGCACGGCAUCUUUACCCUGCAGUCGGCAGCAGGGGGCACCACCUGGAAGGAAAUCCCAGAGUCAGCCAUCUGUACGCUGGUCAAGCCCCGCUGGAUGUACAACUUGACCAUCCAGGUGACCACCUUGCUUUUCUUUAUGCUUCCCAUGUUGACCAUCAGCGUUCUCUACCUGCUCAUCGGCCUGCAGCUCAAAUGUGAGAAGAUGCUCCUGGUGAUGGAGGCUGAGACAGGCCUGGCGUGCAACAGCUACUGCAACGUCCGCAGCCAGCAGCAGAAAGCCCGGCGUUGCCAGGUCACCAAGAUGCUGUGUGAGUAUUGCUGCUAUCGCUUCCACUCCCUCCCCCAGCCACUCCCUCCCCCAGCCUAA